AUGACCCGGAGACAUUCAAGAACGCACCUGUUUGCUUGCAACUCGUCGGUCGGACUCUGGAGGAAGAGGCGGUCAUAAAAAUGACCGAAAUUGUCGAUAUGGCGCUGGCAGCUGCCAAAUAAGGGUAGCUAUCGAGACAGUAAUGAUGAACAACAAAUCACUCAAUUUAUACCUUAAGCUUGCUCCUGUACAAGCGAUAACUUUCGGUGUGGUCGGUUUGACAUCGGAAGCGCGUCUGAGCAACUUUGGCGCAGUCCACUUCGUGAUUGCACCCUGCCUAGUCCUACUACGUGCGCGGGAGUUUAUGAUACACUUCAAGCUGUAGCCGUGUGUGAGUUCGGGAUUAUGAUACUAGGAGAUUGCUUUUCGCCGCGAGUGGUUCAUUCGUGUAGAGCAUCACACAGUUGGCACUCAAGAUUAAGUAUCGAUAGAUCUUGAAAGCCACUGCAUAUGUAUGUCCUUGGCACUUACAUGUACACCAUGCAAACUUCGACGUUCGAAGCUUGUAUCCUCAC
Molecule: messenger RNA, 515 nt
Organism: Suillus paluster
Lineage: Eukaryota; Fungi; Basidiomycota; Agaricomycetes; Boletales; Suillaceae
Exons: 1
Coding region: 143-325 (60 amino acids)
Source: RefSeq, a predicted model, not a curated record